UCCCACCCUCCCCUCCCGUAGAAAACUCGGUGAUGUAGCUUCGUCUUUAACGAGCUUGACCCAGAACCCAGAGAAGGAGGGGGACGCACCGAAAAACGGAAUAGUCUCGAAGAGGUCGCGGAGGCUUUCGGCGACUACGUUCUUUUUUUUCCUCGUUUCUGGGACUGACGCUUCGGUGACCUUCUACACAUGAGCAACUAGUUCUCAGCAUCUGGCCGUGGCGCAAUCUCUCACCUCUUCUACAGAAACACGCCCACGGGUGAAGUGUGUAUGGAGCAGUGUGAGAGCGCAGCGGCUCUGCUGGAGUCGGUCAGGGAGCAGGAGGCGCAGUUUGAACAGCUCACCCGAGCGCUAGAGGAGGAGAGGAGGAGAGUGGGCCUCCCUGCCAGCAGCCCCUCGGCCCUGGGUUUCCCCCUCCCUCACACACAGAACGGGCGUUUAGGGGAUGCAGACAUAGAACGACUGAAACUGACUGACUCCUACAUAAACGGCACACAGUACAGGAUGGUAGACCCUGCACGCAGCGCUCUCGAUGAGAGCUACACACCAGAGGAUGACUCCCAGGAAGUACACUCAGUCUUUUCUGACGAAGGAACCACACGGCGGUCAGAUAACGGGAUGAAGAAACCAAUCUCACGCACAGUCCUUCCCUCUGACUCUAAGUCUAUUGAUGGGGGCAUGUUGAUGUCUGGUAUGGGCAGCUACAGUGCCACUCUGGACCGUCCGUACAGACACAUUGGGCCAGUGGACUACCCCACAGCCACAGUGCCCAGAAACUAUCGUAUAAACAUCGGGGGCUACGAUGACUACAGAGCAGGCCCACCAUCAGAGGCCUACACCAGCCUCAGCAGGGGCUCACACAUGGAUCAGAGCUACAGGCCAGAAAGCUACAGAACUCUGGACUCGGUCUACCGGGCCCCAAGCCGCCAACAGCUUGACCCGUACGCAGCACAGCCCCAGGUGAGCCGGGGAAUGAGGGCUUUGGGCUCAGCCAUGGAGAUGCGUUAUGGCCAAGGCAUGUAUGGCAUGGAUGAUGACCAGCGCAGUGUGGGCUAUGACGACUACGGCAUGGGACCCCCUCCCAUGCACCCUGGAGGCUACGGUACUAUGCCGCGUUUGGGGCUUGCUCCUGGGACUAUGGACAGAAGAAGGUUAAGGAGCUGUGAGGAUACUUUAGAGACUGACAUGGGAGGCGUUGACCCCUACGCUUGGGGCGUUCCCAUGACGAUGGACAGGGGGAGCAUGGCUUCACUGGACAGCACACUAAGAAAGGGUCCUCAGACUUCUUGGAGACAUCCGGAGCUGCCUGAGGUCAUUGCCAUGUUGAACUACCGCCUGGACGCUGUCAAAACAAACGCUGCUGCCUUCCUCCAGCAUCUUACAUACCAAAAUGAUAAGGUUAAGUCAGAAGUCCGUCGUCUAAAGGGUAUCCCAGCAUUGGUGUCGAUGCUUGACCACCCCAGCAAAGAUGUGCACCACUCAGCGUGUGGGGCACUAAAGAACAUUUCAUAUGGGCGAGAUCAGGACAACAAGAUUGCUAUCAAGAACUGUGAUGGAAUACCUGCUCUGGUCAGAUUACUGAGAAAAACCCAUGACCAGGACCUCACUGACACUAUUACAGGCACCUUAUGGAACCUCUCGUCCAACGACUCAGUGAAGAUGGAGAUUGUGGACCAUGCGCUGCACGCUUUAGUUGAUGAGGUGAUUGUUCCCCACUCAGGCUGGGAGAAAGGGAACAGCGGCGGGGAGGAGAGUUGCAAACCACGCCAUCUGGAGUGGGAGGUUGCCCUGACCAACACAGCUGGCUGCCUUCGGAAUGUGAGCUCGGAACGCAGCGAGGCCAGGCGGAAGAUAAGGGAAUGCUCAGGAUUGGUGGAUUCACUCAUGUACAUUGUUCAAUCUCAGAUUAACAGCAAAGAUGUGGAUAAUAAGUUGGUGGAGAACUGCGUCUGCCUCCUGAGGAACCUGUCCUAUCAGGUUCACCGCGAAGUCCCCGGCUGUGAACGCUACCUGGAGAACACGCCCCUCAACCACGGAUCGGCUCCCGCUAACAAAGGCGGCUGCUUUGGCUCUCGAAAGGGCAAAGAUGAGUGGUUUUCCAAAGGAAAGAAGGAUGGGGAUGAUGGAAGUGGGGACCAGAUUGAUAUUCCAAAGAGGACAACACCUGCCAAAGGUUAUGAGCUGUUAUACCAACCAGAGGUGGUUCGUGUUUACACGUCGCUGCUUAAAGAGAGCAAAAACCCCUCGGUGCUAGAGGCUGCUGCUGGUGCAAUCCAGAACCUGUGUGCUGGUCGAUGGACUUAUGGCCGCUAUAUUCGUGCCACUGUGCGUCUGGAGUCCGGUCUUCCCGUGAUGGCGGAGCUACUGGGUCAUGGCAAUGAUCGUGUGGUCAGAGCAAUGUCUGGAGCCUUAAGAAACCUUGCUAUUGACAAUCGCAAUUGUGAACUGCUUGGUUUGCAUGCAACACCUCACCUGGUCUCCAACCUGCCUGGAGGCCAGAGUCAGUCUGGGCGCAAUCUGUCGGAGGAGACCGUGGUGUCUGUGCUGAGCACGCUCAGCGAGGUCCUCGGCAACAACCUGGAGGCAGCAAAGGUCCUUCGAACCUCGCAGGGCAUUGAGAGGCUGGUGCUUUUCAACAAGGACAGAAAACGGUCGGACCGGGAGGUGCGGGGGGCCGGGCAGGUGCUGCAGCUCAUCUGGGGCCAUAAGGAGCUGCGUCGGACUCUUGAGAAAGAUGGCUGGAAGAAGACCGACUUCAUGGUCAACCUUAACCCAAACAGCACCACCACAAACGGCCCCAGCACUCGUGCCAAUGGCACCCACGAAGACAGCACCACGCCCCUAUUGGACAGAGGGGAAAAGCGCGACAUGAUACCACUAAACGACCUUGGCCCAGAGGCCUACUCUACACUGGACCAGAGGGAGAGGAGACACACUCUGGACGACACCACAGACACUUUACCGCGAGGGGUGUAUGGGUGCAGAAAGGGCUCCCUGCCUCUAUUGGACUCCUACGAUGGUUAGCCCUCCCCACUCCCCUCUUCCCCCCACUGCAUGUUACAGCAUGAAAAACUGAUUGUGUGCAUCACCCAGACGGGGCCAUCCCUGCCCUACCACUGCUACUGAGGGGAGAAGAUCCAGAUGCACAGUCUCUCUCUUUCUCUCUCUCCCCCCUUCCUCCCUUCUUUUUUUGUUCUCUCUCUAUCGCCACACAGAGGGGAUCAGAGGAUGAGGACUGUCAUCCAAAGAAAGUGAUUGUGUUGCACACGCAAACGGUGGUGCAACACACGCGUAUAGAGACGUUUAGGGAUUCUUUCAAGUGUAGCAACAAUUUUUGCAUUGAGUUUUAAAAAUACAACUCUUCUGAAACGGCAAUCACUUUUGUUGACAAUCAUAUAAAUCCAGUGUUUUCAUUUUUUUUUUUUUUUUUUUUCCGGUUGUCAACAUUAUUGGCAAAUUUCUUAUUGACAUGUUGCUGCCAACACCUACAUCCUAAUAAUAAUGAAUUUGUAUGUUGGCUUAUGUAGGAUAUAUACUGUAUAUAAAAAGAAGAUGGGAUGACUGCGUUAGUUUUGGCUCAUUAAUUUAAAUUAUCCGGGAUUGUUGGACGGCAGAGCGGCGGCCAUCCUGUAGGUUGAGAAUGUUUAUAUAGGAUUUAUUUCCUUCCUAGAAUGAUUUCCUCUUGGUUAGGAUGAGCACAGGUGUAGACAAGAACGGGCAGGAGUGUGUGUGUAUGUGCGCAUGCGUUUGUAAGAGCAAUGAGUAUGGACCUAUUGAGUGUGGGUGUGUUCGUGCACACCCCGACUCACCUAUUGAUAUUUCCAUCCAUCUGUAAUGUUGCGUGCUCCUGUGACAAAGUAUUUUUAUUUUCUUAGUUUUAUGUACUGACUGCCUCUCGUUUGUUACACUAGUCUCUGCUCUGACUUUAUUUUAUUUUUUAAAUUUUUAAACUGCCUCCCCAGUGGAACAAAUGUCAGUUUGAGCUGCAGAGCUUUGACUUUCCAGUUUAGAUGUAGCGGAUCGAACCCCUCGAGCAGGCGUUCACACGUGGCGCUGGGAGCAAACACUACUAAACCACUACCACAUUCUCUCGUUCGGCUUCCGGAACCAUUUCCCGCUCUGCAGCAAGAGUCGCACUAAGGUUCCUGUCUUAAUUCCAAAGGUAAAACAGUCGCGGUAUUAAAGGAAUCACUACUCGCUGUCUUAAUGUGAUCGCAUGCUGAUCUGCAUUCCCAGCAUGCUCUGCUUUUUAACGUGGGACUCCUCCGUCUGCGGCGCUUCUUCGCUCACGCUUCAACUGACGCUUUAACUCUGGGGAGAGACGCUGGUAUUUAAGUUGAGAGGCAGACAAGAAGCACAUUUUUAACAACGGUCAUUGUUUUUAUCUUUUUUGUUACCAUUUGUUUAUGAUCUUUUGGGUUUUAUAUGUGAGGGAGUCGUGGGUGAGGUUUAUGCAAUUUGUUCUACAUUUUAGUCCAGUUUUAUUGCUGAUUUGUUGUAAAGGCAAAAGAGACCAAUCUUUGUUUUUUUUUACUCUCCAUACACAUAGUAUAUUUGUACUGUUGCCUAUCCAUGUAAAAUGAUGUACCAUUCAUACCUGCCUUGGCUCGGAGAAGUUGCUUUUUUUUUUUCAGUAACGUAUGUAACUGGUAAUCCUGUUUUUAUAAAUAAAGAUCUUUUCUUAGACCAGA
Molecule: messenger RNA, 4691 nt
Organism: Betta splendens (Siamese fighting fish)
Lineage: Eukaryota; Metazoa; Chordata; Actinopteri; Anabantiformes; Osphronemidae
Product: catenin delta-1-like
Exons: 22
Coding region: 271-3024 (917 amino acids)
Biological process (GO): cell-cell junction assembly; cell-cell adhesion
Cellular component (GO): adherens junction; nucleus; cytoplasm
Molecular function (GO): cadherin binding
Source: RefSeq, a predicted model, not a curated record